Calypte anna (Anna's hummingbird) is the source of this 2242-nucleotide messenger RNA. It is a transcript of the gene SLC25A1, whose product is annotated as solute carrier family 25 member 1. Lineage: Eukaryota; Metazoa; Chordata; Aves; Apodiformes; Trochilidae. The record is from RefSeq and is a predicted model, not a curated record. Gene Ontology annotation, biological process: mitochondrial citrate transmembrane transport. Bases 62 to 994 code for a protein of 310 amino acids. The transcript has 9 exons.
CCUGAAAUAGGGCCCGGGCGGCUGCCGCCGGGCAGCGCAGAAGCCGCGGUGCAGCGCGGCCAUGCCCGCCCCUGUAGCGCCCCGCCACCUGGCUGCCGCCGCCCCCGCCGGCAAGGCCAAGCUCACCCACCCCGGCAAGGCCAUCCUGGCAGGUGGCCUGGCUGGAGGGAUCGAGAUCUGCAUCACAUUCCCCACUGAAUAUGUGAAGACACAACUGCAGCUGGAUGAGAAGGCAAACCCUCCCCGCUACAAGGGCAUUGGGGACUGUGUGAAGCAGACAGUCCGUGACCAUGGCAUCCGGGGGCUGUACCGGGGCCUCAGCUCGCUGGUCUAUGGCUCCAUCCCCAAGGCUGCUGUCAGGUUCGGGAUGUUCGAGUUCCUCAGCAACCAGAUGAGAGACGAGCAGGGGCGGCUGGACAGCACACGGGGCCUCAUCUCUGGGCUGGGUGCCGGCGUGGCCGAGGCUGUGGUGGUGGUCUGCCCCAUGGAGACCAUAAAGGUGAAGUUUAUUCAUGACCAGACCUCCCCCAAUCCCAAAUACCGUGGCUUCUUCCAUGGUGUCCGGGAAAUCGUUCGGGAACAAGGAAUAAAGGGGACCUACCAGGGCUUAACUGCAACCGUCCUCAAGCAAGGAUCAAACCAAGCCAUUCGCUUCUUUGUCAUGACCUCCCUCAAGAACUGGUACAAAGGAGAUGAUCCCAACAAGGUCAUCAACCCAUUUGUGACGGGGGUGUUUGGAGCCCUUGCUGGAGCUGCAAGCGUCUUUGGCAACACCCCCUUGGAUGUGGUGAAGACCAGGAUGCAGGGGCUGGAAGCACACAAAUACAAGAGCACCUGGGACUGUGCCUACCAGAUCAUGAAAUAUGAAGGGCCCCAGGCGUUUUACAAGGGCACGGUGCCUCGCCUGGGUCGUGUCUGCCUCGACGUGGCUAUUGUCUUUGUCAUCUACGACGAGGUGGUCAAGUUCCUCAACAAAGUGUGGAAAACGGACUGAGGGGGGUAGGCAGGGGUGGCCCCCACCUCCCUGGCCCCGCGGGGCUACAGCUGGAGAGCCGUGACCAAGCCUGUAGCAGCCCCUGGCACUGCCCGUGGCCAGUUCUGCCCCAUGCACACCCUCCCCCCAAACCCGGCCACCUUUACAUUUAGGAGCAGGCGCUGGAGCAAGUUAAAUUUUCGUUUCUGUGCUGAAAGGAGCAGGGAGGGAGCAGCAUCCCAGCAUCCACACCCCCAGCAUCCUUGUUAUGCCCGCCCCAUCCCCUGGUCACACUUUUCCCCUGUUGUGCAUCACUUGCAAAAUUAUCCAGGGUGAGGUGUCCCCUGGGACUGUGGCCCUGUGCCCCCAGAGCCUCCAGCAGCCAGGAGCUGCUGGCUGCACAGGGAACAGCACUUUUUGGGGAUGCUGAGAACCCCCCAGAACCAUGUGAGUGCAAUGGCCAAGCUGUGCACCAGCCAUCACAGCUGUUUGGAGGCUCUUGGGGCCAACAUGACCAGCUGGGGGUGAUGCACCAAGUCUCACAGCUACUCCAGGAGGGGCCACCAGCACUGCACCCUCAGGACAGGGGGUCAGUGUCACGCUGGCUUAGUCCCAGCUCCCUCCUCCUUCCUGGCACUAAGUUCCUUGAGGUGCAGCAUCUUUGCCCCAGAUCCUGUUCAGCCCUCAGCUAUUGAGCAGGAACUGCCCAAAAUUGCACAUCCAGCCAGGCCUUGAGUUCUCCUCACCAUGGGGCCGGGGUUGGGGUGAGCCCGGUGCCCCCAUCCCUUGCCGUUUACAGCCGCAACGCGUGCGGAAGCCGGGGAGGCACAGCCCUGUGCUAUGGGCUUGGCCCCUCGGCUGGGGGUGCAGACCCCUUCUUCUGCCACAUUCCUCCCACUUGCCCUUACCUCGCUGUGGCCCUCUAGGUAAUCCUGUAGCUUUCAGAGCUUCAUGCUGACCCACUAACAGCCGUGGGGCCGCAGCCCUGCCUCACCCUGCACCGGGCUCGGCCCCACCGGAUUUGUGCCAAACUUUCCACAGAGGAGUCAGGGGGGGUCCCAUGAGCUGGGGCUCACCCUGUCCCUCCUCCCUCCUGUCACCAGUGACUAACGCAGCCUUAACACGGGAGGGUGAAGGAGGAGAAGGGAAGCCUGGGCCUGGUUUACUUGUGGCUUUCUGCUCUGAAGCCAGUGAGGGUUGAGUUGGUUGGUUAUUUUUUUUAUUCUGUUUUACAUUCGCAGUUUGAAUAAAAUCAGUCUGGCUUUAGCA